Xenopus laevis (African clawed frog) is the source of this 1059-nucleotide messenger RNA. It is a transcript of the gene eef1akmt1.S, whose product is annotated as EEF1A lysine methyltransferase 1 S homeolog. Lineage: Eukaryota; Metazoa; Chordata; Amphibia; Anura; Pipidae. Gene Ontology annotation, molecular function: nucleic acid binding; methyltransferase activity; S-adenosylmethionine-dependent methyltransferase activity. The record is from RefSeq and is marked provisional. Gene Ontology annotation, cellular component: cytoplasm.
GCUGAACUACGGGUGCCUGCAGGAGAGAUGGAAGGCAGUGAUGAUGACGAUGGGGUUCCCCAGCUCUCCUCUCAUGCAUUAGCAGCUCUCCAGGAGUUUUAUGCUGAGCAGCAGCAACGUGAGGCGCAGAAACUGGGGCCUGACCAUGAGAAAUUCUCUGUCGGGUCGGUGGAAGAGGAUUGGCAAUUAAGCCAGUUUUGGUACAGCGAUGAAACUGCAUUAAGUCUGGCCAAGGAGGCGAUGGAGGUCUGUGGAGAAAAUGGCAGGAUCGCUUGUAUCAGUGCCCCCAGCAUCUACCAGAAGCUCAGAGGACUUGCCGGAGAGAGCGUGCACGUACGGCUCUUAGAAUAUGACAAUCGCUUUGCUGUUUAUGGAGAUGAUUUUGUCUUCUACGAUUACAAUGAACCACUGAAACUGCCCGAGAGCCUGGAGCCGAGUAGCUUUGAUAUCGUCAUUGCUGACCCCCCGUACCUGUCAGAAGAAUGUCUGCAGAACACGGCUCAGACCAUCAAGUACCUCUCCCGGGGGAAGAUCAUACUGUGCACAGGGGCUGUGAUGGAGGAUCUGGCAGCUCAGAAACUGGGUCUAAAAAAAUGCAAGUUUAUCCCAGAACACACGCGAAACCUGGCUAAUGAGUUCCGCUGCUACUCUAAUUAUGAACUGGCAUUGGAUAAGCAAGGUUUAGCGUGAUGCUUCACACAGCAGGACUAUGCCGAUUGCUUUAGCACCUUUAUCACUCACACAUGGCCGACAGACUGUUCCAUGCAAUAUAAAGCUGGCCUUCCCCUCUCAUCAAUUGCCUUUCAUACUUUGUGUUUUUUUUUUUUAAUCUACAUAGAGAUGUGGCUGUUUUUCAUUGAGAAUGUGACGUAUCACUGCGAAUAUCAACCACUGGUAAUGUAGCAUUUAUCAACUGUCAGGAUGGAUGUGACUGUCAUAUAUACAGAUGACCCUAAAUUAACAGGUUUAAAGAGUGUCUAUAUCAGUUUUCUAAGGGUAAGCCUCAAACGUCAGAUUUUUGGGUUUUCUGUAAGUAAAUAAAAUGACAUUUUGUUGGUA